Cryptococcus amylolentus CBS 6039 is the source of this 1351-nucleotide messenger RNA. RefSeq lists its product as hypothetical. NCBI's taxonomy places the organism in Eukaryota, Fungi, Basidiomycota, Tremellomycetes, Tremellales, Cryptococcaceae. The record is from RefSeq and is a predicted model, not a curated record. Bases 80 to 1201 code for a protein of 373 amino acids. The transcript has 2 exons. Gene Ontology annotation, molecular function: hydrolase activity.
AGCACGAGGGAGGUCGGAAUCGAGCCUAGCAGAGCCACGACAUCUCCACGACGUCAAGUACACGCAACAACAUCAGCUGAUGAUCCAAAAACUCCUCUGCUACUGCAACCUGAAUCACCACCAGAAAGCCAUGGCACAGAAUCAAAAUCAUCAUCACCGCAAGCAUGCCCACCACCCCCAUGCCUCAGAUUCCCAGCCCCCUUACUGGGCUCUCGCCCUACGUGCAAAGGCCUUGCGAAAUGCCGCCGUCAUUGGGUUUCAAAUGCACCACUACGCCUCCCCCGCUGCUCCUUCGCCGACGCGCACCAAGUGGAUCGACGCAACCUUGGGCGACAAGCAGAGCAAAAAUACCAUUCGGCUUGACAUAUAUGAGCCCAAGGUGGGGGGGAAGGGAGCCAAAACUGGAAGGCCUGGCAUGAUUGUUUUUCACGGUGGAGGAUUCGUGCUGGGUCAUGGCACCGAUGAUGCUCGGUGGGCUGCUGCAGCCAACGAGACUCUCGGCGCAGUGGUCAUCGCAGUCUCUUACCGGUGUGCUCCCGAAAAUCCCUUCCCAGUACCCGUUGAAGAUUGUGCCAGCUCUAUCGUUCACUUGGCCCAAAAUGCCAAAGCCUAUGGUGUAGAUCCCACCAAACUCUUCCUCUCUGGGUUUUCAGCUGGGGGCAACCUGGCCUUCUCCAGCUAUCUGCUUCUUCGCAGCGCAGCCAAGUGGGGUUACGACUUGCCUUGCGACCCACCUUCGAUACGGGGCAUCAUCGUAUUCUACCCUUUACUGGACUACUCCAAGUCUAGGCCCGAGAAGAGAGAUGCGUGCGCCAAUCCCGAAUUCACCCUUGCCCCCUCACUCACCACCCUCUUUGAUUCAUCCUACCUACCGCCGGGCAUCGACCUCGUCGACCCUCGCCUCUCUCCUGGGCUGGUUUCUGACGAGCUCUUGGAUACUCUUCCUGCCGUACACAUGACCUUGUGUGAAUAUGACAUGCUCCUAGCUGAGGGUCUAGACUUUCAAAAGAGGCUGGAGGAGAGGGGCAAGGUUGUCAGCGUUAGGCAAGUGCCGGGGGAAAAGCACGCGUGGGACAAGCCGAUGCCGCUGUACCCAAAGCCCAGCGUGAAGGUGGAGUAUGAUGCCGCAUUGGACGUUAUCAAGGGGUAUUUGUCGGGGAAUGGCUCUACGAAAGCUCAAGAGUCGACGAAUGGAAAGUGAGCUGUGACAGCGGGACAGCUGUCAAGGCCAUCUGUAGCCCGUAGGACAUUUGUAACAAACAAGGGUAUCGAUGGACAGUUGUACAAACAACGCAUUAGCAUCCAGCGCGCCAUGUAUUGCUUCGUAUAGUGCCAGCAGAUGGACUUUGUG